UCCGCUUCCGGCCCGCUCUCAGACGACGUUCCUUCUCCGUCAGGGGGACUCUGCGGCGCGGCCUUCGGUGGCUGGGCGGGCGGGCGAGGAGGCCGAGAGUUAUUUGAGAAUGGCCCUUUCCAAGCGGGAGCUGGAUGAGCUGAAGCCAUGGGUGGAGAAGACGGUGAAGCGCGUCCUGGGCUUCUCAGAACCCACGGUCGUCACUGCUGCGUUGAACUGUGUUGGGAAGGGGAUGGAUAAAAAGAAGGCGGCCGAUCACCUCAAGCCCUUCUUGGAUGACUCCACCUUGCGGUUUGUGGACAAGCUCUUUGAAGCCGUCGAGGAAGGCCGGAGCUCCCGGCACUCCAAGUCCAACAGCGACCGGAACCGAAAGAGGGAGUUGAAGGAUGUGUUUGGUGACGACUCUGAAAUUUCGAAGGAAUCCUCAGGGGUCAAGAAACGGCGUAUCCCGCGCUUUGAAGAAGUCGAGGAAGAACCGGAGGUCAUCCCUGGCCCGCCGACCGAAAGUCCAGGGAUGCUGACUAAGCUGCAGAUCAAGCAAAUGAUGGAAGCAGCAACGCGGCAGAUUGAGGAGCGGAAGAAACAGCUGAGCUUCAUCAGUCCUCCUGCCCCCCAGCCGAAAGCUCCGGCGGCCUCCCAGCCCGAGCGCCUGCCCAUUGGCAACACCAUCCAGCCCUCGCAAGCAGCCACCUUCAUGAACGACGCCAUCGAGAAAGCCAGGAAGGCGGCUGAAUUGCAGGCCCGGAUCCAGGCCCAGCUGGCCUUGAAACCCGGGCUCAUCGGCAACACCAACAUGGUGGGCCUGGCCAACCUGCACGCCAUGGGCAUCGCCCCACCGCCCAGGAAAGUGGAGCUCAAGGACCAGACCAAGCCGUCCCCCCUGAUCUUGGAUGAGCAGGGCCGCACCGUGGACGCCACGGGCAAGGAGAUCGAGCUGACCCACCGCAUGCCCACCCUCAAGGCCAACAUCCGGGCGGUCAAGAGGGAGCAGUUCAAGCAGCAGCUGAAGGAGAAGCCGUCCGAGGACAUGGAGUCCAACACGUACUUCGACUCCCGCGUCUUCAUCACGCCCGCCCAGCGGCCAAAGCGGACCUUCAAGUUCCACGAGAAGGGCAAGUUCGAAAAGAUCGCCCAGAGGUUGCGAACGAAGGCUCAGCUGGAGAAACUCCAGGCCGAGAUCUCUCAAGCGGCCAAGAAGACUGGCAUUCACACCUCCACCAAACUGGCCCUGAUUACUCCCAAGAAGGAGCUGAAGGAGGGCGAAGUCCCCGAGGUGGAAUGGUGGGACUCCUACAUCAUCCCCAACGGCCUAGACAUAAAAGAAGCAGAUUCGUUUAAAAGAGAGGACUAUUUUGGCAUCACAAACCUAGUGGAGCACCCGGCUCAGUUAAAUCCUCCAGUGGACAGCGACACACCAGUCACCUUGGGAGUGUAUCUCACCAAAAAAGAGCAGAAGAAAUUACGGCGUCAGACCCGGCGGGAAGCCCAGAAGGAGCUGCAGGAGAAAGUGAGGCUGGGCCUCAUGCCCCCUCCGGAACCAAAAGUGCGGAUCUCAAACCUGAUGCGCGUUCUGGGGACGGAAGCGGUCCAGGACCCGACCAAAGUGGAAGCCCACGUCCGAGCCCAGAUGGCAAAGAGGCAGAAAGCUCACGAAGAGGCCAACGCAGCACGGAAACUGACUGUCGCCCAGAGGAAAGCCAAGCAGGUGAAAAGGCUGAAGGAAGAUAUCUCUCAGGGAGUUCACAUAUCUGUCUACAGGGUCCGAAACCUAAGCAAUCCUGCCAAGAAGUUCAAGAUCGAAGCCAAUGCCGGACAGCUGUACCUCACAGGUGUCGUCAUUUUGCACAAAGAUGUUAACGUGGUGGUGGUAGAAGGAGGCCCCAAAGCACAGAAGAAAUUCAAACGGCUUAUGCUACAUCGAAUAAAAUGGGAUGAGCAGACAUCAAAUACAAAGGGAGAUGAUGAUGAUGAAUCUGACGAGGAGUCUGUGAAAAAGACGAACAAAUGUUCUCUCGUUUGGGAGGGUACAGCAAAGGAGCGCAGUUUCGGCGACAUGAAAUUCAAGCAGUGCCCCACCGAAAACAUGGCCCGAGAACACUUUAAAAAACACGGUGCGGAGCACUACUGGGACCUGGCUCUGAGCGAGUCGGUGUUGGAAUCCACAGACUGAAGACUCCCUACCCGCGAACCCAUUUCAGCAUUUUUGCCGUGUUUUAACGUUGUGAGCAAGAACGUGGCUGAAACCUCGGAUGAGCCCCCCCCCCCAACCCCUCUCGAGUUCCUCACCAUAAGAUGCACACAAUUAAAAGAAAUAUUUGUCAUAGGUGAAAGCCACACGCGCAUAAAAAAACACCCCUCGGGCCUUUUUGGACUCAACCACUCUGUGGAUCUCGAUGUGUGUGUGCAACUGCUAUCCUGCUCUCUGGACAGAAUUCGGUUUCGAGGCCCUGGAAAGCAGAGACCUAUUUUCCAGUUGUGCCUUGUUUCCUUUUCCGGCUCCGCGGGUCACUAACGAAAGGCAGCCCCCAUUGGCUGUCCUCCCAGGUUCCGUAAAUGGGGAUUGGACACGAGGCAAGCACGCAAGGGGAGAGGGGAGGACACUGGAGGCGGGCGGAGCUGCGGGCUCGGGCGGGCGGGAGGCAGCAGCUCCCGGCAUGGGAAAUGUACAGUGGAAUAGGAGCUGGGGAUUUAGCCCGCAUCCUACAUUUACAGAAUAAACUUUUUUUUGUAAGAAGUCACAAA
Molecule: messenger RNA, 2742 nt
Organism: Sphaerodactylus townsendi
Lineage: Eukaryota; Metazoa; Chordata; Lepidosauria; Squamata; Sphaerodactylidae
Gene: PRPF3
Product: pre-mRNA processing factor 3
Exons: 16
Coding region: 110-2170 (686 amino acids)
Biological process (GO): mRNA splicing, via spliceosome
Cellular component (GO): U4/U6 x U5 tri-snRNP complex
Source: RefSeq, a predicted model, not a curated record